Messenger RNA from Aspergillus uvarum CBS 121591, 483 nucleotides. Its product is annotated as Eukaryotic translation initiation factor eIF-5A. NCBI's taxonomy places the organism in Eukaryota, Fungi, Ascomycota, Eurotiomycetes, Eurotiales, Aspergillaceae. The record is from RefSeq and is a predicted model, not a curated record. Bases 1 to 483 code for a protein of 160 amino acids. Gene Ontology annotation, molecular function: RNA binding; ribosome binding; translation elongation factor activity. The transcript has 4 exons. Gene Ontology annotation, biological process: positive regulation of translational termination; positive regulation of translational elongation.
AUGUCUGACGAGCACCACGAGACCUUCGAGUCCGCCGAUGCCGGCGCCUCGAUGACCUUCCCCAUGCAGUGCUCUGCUCUGCGCAAGAACGGUCACGUUGUCAUCAAGGGUCGCCCCUGCAAGAUCGUCGACAUGUCCACCUCCAAGACUGGCAAGCACGGUCACGCCAAGGUCCACCUUGUCGCCAUUGACAUCUUCACCGGCAAGAAGUACGAGGAUCUGUCUCCCUCCACCCACAACAUGGACGUCCCCAACGUCUACCGCAAGGAAUACCAGCUCCUCGACGUCACUGACGACGGCUUCCUGUCCCUGAUGGAUGAGGAGGGAGGCACCAAGGAUGAUGUCAAGCUUCCCGAGGGUGAGGUUGGUGAGAAGAUCGAGCGUAUGUUCAAGGAGGAGGAGAAGGACUGCAACGUCACUAUCCUCACCUCCAUGGGUGAGCAGUGCUGCAUGGAUGUCAAGGAGGCUCCCCAGAGCAAGUAA